CCAACAUGCCGGCCUGCCAAGCUUGCACGAGCCGCCCACUCACCAACCCCAUCAUGGCCUGUCCCAACAUUAUGCCCAAGCCCAUCAUCCUCUUCCGAUCCUCACAGAUCCGGGCCACAUGGGCGGACAUCCUGGCGCACGACACAUGGGUCAUUCCGGACCACCUCACUUUGGCGGACCGGGCCCUUCGCCACACACUGUAGUUGCGCCGCUUUACCCGCCUUUGACGCAUAACCACGGACAUGGCGGUGGGUUGAAACGACAACGGCCCGAAGAUCUCGAUCUCACAAUGCCUGGAAUCCCGAACCUUGAGCAAAAUGACCUGGACUCCAUGCAACAUACAUCGUUGGGAGCAGCCUACGCACAAGCAGCAGCGGCCCCGCCUCAGCAUCAUCAUCACCGCCUACCAGACACCGGCCCCCCAAACAAGCUUUUAAGACGGGAAGGGGAAGGUAGCGGCGGUGGUGGAGCUCCCAGUGUAGUUGGACAAGCAGGAAUGCCACCUCCAGCCCCGAGACCAAGAGGCCCCAAGCUCAAGUUUACGCCAGAGGACGACCAGCUGUUGAUCGACCUGAAGGAAAACAAGAGCUUAACCUGGAAGCAGAUUGCCGACUUUUUCCCUGGGCGAUCUUCAGGAACUCUUCAGGUGCGAUACUGUACAAAGUUGAAGGCGAAAACAACACAAUGGACGGAUGAAACGGACCAAAAGCUCAAGACGGCGCUGCAAGACUACGAAAACGAGAAGUGGAGGAUUAUUGCCAACAAAGUUGGGACAGGAUUCACCCCAGUAGCAUGUCGUGAGAGAGCGGCGGAGUUGAUGGGAGAGGACUUAUAG
This is a messenger RNA of Neurospora tetrasperma FGSC 2508, 835 nucleotides long. RefSeq lists its product as uncharacterized. The transcript has 2 exons. NCBI's taxonomy places the organism in Eukaryota, Fungi, Ascomycota, Sordariomycetes, Sordariales, Sordariaceae. Bases 119 to 835 code for a protein of 238 amino acids. The record is from RefSeq and is a predicted model, not a curated record.